Molecule: messenger RNA, 1035 nt
Organism: Gossypium raimondii (Peruvian cotton)
Lineage: Eukaryota; Viridiplantae; Streptophyta; Magnoliopsida; Malvales; Malvaceae
Exons: 2
Coding region: 455-871 (138 amino acids)
Source: RefSeq, a predicted model, not a curated record
CCAAACUCUCAACGGACUCAAUCGCCUGGCUCUUCUUUUUCCUAACUGCGCAAAUUCCCCCUCCUUUUUUACCAAUUCUGCAACACCCGGAACUUGUUUGUCUUUUUCUUCUUUAUUUUUUUAGAUUCAAGACGAAUUUUUGUGAAUGGUGGAAACAAUUCGGAUUUCUAGUAAUUUCAUGCUCUCCCUUUGUAAAUCGAGGGCGAGCACCCUUUUCUCCGUUUCUGCAGUCUCUGUUUUCGCAUUUGGUUCUUGUAAAGCUGGCUGGUAUUACCGCUGCCUUGGCCUUGACCCACAAAUCCCUUGCAAUCUCCGCCCAUAACCCAGAUUUCUUUAAAAUCUAAGAAAAACAAAAUAAACCCAUUGUUUCUGUUUUUCUUUUUCUUUUUUUUUCAAAUCUCGGUUUUUUGGUGAAAUAUUCGCUCAUUUGAUUGUUUUAUUUUGAUUAAAAAAAAUGGUGCUUUACAAGCAGAAGAAGAGCCAGGGUCCUAAGGGCAACAGGCUGUUGGUUAGCAUCACUGUUUUGGGAAGUGCUGGGCCGAUCCGUUUCGUUGUUAACGAAGAAGAGCUGGUUUCUUCUGUUAUAGAUACUGCUUUGAAAGCCUAUGCUCGUGAAGGUCGGCGCCCGGUUCUAGGAUCCGCUAUCAGUGGUUUCUUCCUUUAUUGCCCCAGUGCUGGAUCAGAUGCACUGAAUCCAUGGGAGACAAUUGGAUCACAAGGGGCAAGGAAUUUCAUUUUGUGCAGGAAGCCAAGCAAUGAGAAAAUGGAAGAUGAUGGAAGAUCAGCAAACUCAGUUACUGGGAAAGGAAGUGGGAAUUGGAAGGCAUGGAUCAACAAAUCACUCAAUCUUAAGAUUUCUUCCCAUUAUUAGAUAAUUCUCAUACCCUUUAUCAUCGUGUGCUUCUUGGGCUAGCUUUACUUUCAAGCUAAGGACUUGUACAAUGGAUAUGACCAUUUUAGAAUCUUGGUUAUCAUCCAUGGGAUGUUUAUUCAGGAAUAAAAUCAAGCUGUUAUUCGGUGUUUUUGCUUUGAAAA